Volvox carteri f. nagariensis is the source of this 8358-nucleotide messenger RNA. RefSeq lists its product as uncharacterized. Lineage: Eukaryota; Viridiplantae; Chlorophyta; Chlorophyceae; Chlamydomonadales; Volvocaceae. The coding region runs from base 1 to 8358 and encodes 2785 amino acids. Gene Ontology annotation, molecular function: single-stranded DNA binding. The transcript has 32 exons. Gene Ontology annotation, biological process: DNA damage response. The record is from RefSeq and is a predicted model, not a curated record.
AUGGGGCGAACGCCCCUCCAGCUGCUAAAGUGCAGCGUGGCCCAACUGCUGUUAGCUGCUGCGUUAGCGUGGACGGUUUCGGCGGAUACGGAUGCGGAUCCAGAGCUUGGGGUAGCUGCCACGCUGCCGGGCGCCGCGGAUGUAGAGGCGCUGAACAAGUUCCCCUUCUGCCAGUGCCAGGAUUACCGGUGCUCCUCGGCACCGUACCGCCUUAAGUCCAUCCCGUCGCCAACCAAGCGUUCGGAUGAGCUAUGCUAUCUGAUAGAGCGCGUGGGCUGCAGCCAAGCCAACCCCUGCUGCAAGAUCCUGCUGGACAGGCUCGGCAAGGUCGAGUUUGCCGUCAACAAGACCUGCAAAGUUGACUACGUAGCAGCAUUUGUCAACGGGGCCCGCUUCAACUCGUUGUUCGACACGAAUUUUCCAGACGGGAAGAUCCGCAUUACACCACUCGCUAUGAAUGUCACAACAGCCACCAACACCAGCCUUUGCUUACGUUUCAAGCCUGGCUCUGCUUGCGCAUCGUACAGCUCUCUGUGCAAUACCGCCGAUGGCGCGUGCACUUACGCUGUGUUUGAGAGCAGCGCCCACCAGUGCUGCCCAAUCUGUUCUCAAUCACUACCCCCGCCACCACCGGGCAUGCCUCCGCCAACGCCACCGACGCUGCCAGCAGUGCCUUCCGGCCCAUCUCAACCGCCACCACCUCCUCCCCCACCACCGCCACCGCCACCACCCAGCCCGCCACCGCCACCACCGCCGCCGCCGCCUCCGCCGCCUCCACCACCACCGCCAUCCCCUCCGCCGCCGCCGCCGCCACCGCCGCCACCACCGCCGCCGCCACCGCCACCCCCAUCGCCGCCGCCGCCUCCUCCGCCACCGCCGCCUCCGCCGCCACCACCGCCGCCACCUUCGCCGCCUCCCCCACCACCGCCACCUCCACCACCGCCGCCUCCCCCUCCGCGCCCACCGCCGCCUUCCCCUCCUCCACCGCCGCCACCGCCACCUCCGCCGCCACCGCCCUUCCCUGACGCUGUCCGUGCCGAGGUCCAGAAGUGCGACUGCAUUUCAUCCCUCAUCACAACGACAUCGCGCUUCCGCCUCGACUAUGUCCGCUCCAUCCCUACGCCCAACCAGGUCAUUUACCACUUCAACCUAUACGUUGUCAGUCCAGAAGACUGCUGGGAACCAGGCUACCGCUAUGGCAGCUGCUGCAACCAAACCCUGGUCAACAUUGGGCUGAGUCUGGUCAGCUCGAUCGCGGCGGACAAAGACGUUGGUAACGUGACUCUGACAACCGACCUAGGCUUUGAGAUGACGGUGUCAAAGCAACGCACGGAUUGGGGCAUCAAGCUCUACCCUAAUGACAUCACCCAGGGCCGAAACUACACACCUUCGCUCUUCGUGACCAACUUCACGUCAGGGAAGCCCUGGUUGCUGUCAGUGCCCAUCCGCGUGGACGCCACGCCAGCACCGAAGGCAGGCAUGUGGCCCUGCAAGCGGUCGGCCUUCCUGCCUAACGACGACCGAGUCUGCGAUGUGGAGAUUAACGGCUACCAGACGCUGACUGACGAGCCGACGGUCUUCCUGGGUAUUGAAGCGUUUGAUGUGCCUAACUGCUGCCCCCUUGGGGUUGUACGCUUUGGCCAUGACGACACGUGCUGCGUGGACAAUCUGGCUGAGAAUCCUUACAGCCUGUCAUACAAUGGCUCCCGUCAUGCGGCGGCGCCCAACCAGGACGACACGGUGUUUACGUUUCAGGUGUCUUACAAUGGCGCUACCGCCGUCAACGUGCCUGGCGUCAGUAACGGUACACGGCCCAAUUGCUCGGUUUCGGAGGUCGACCAGGUCACGCUGUUUGUAGCGCCCAGCGUGCUGGACUCAGUCUAUAAGGUCACGGUCGACGGCGCGGCGGUGGACUGGACGCGCUCUAGCAACAGCUACCAGAGCUGGGUUCGCGCAAUCAACCUGUACAAGACCAAUCGCACGCCAUCUCUCAUGUCGGUGUAUGUGGCAGCUGAUGUGACGGCUGAACAGCUGUGCCCGACGCGCGUGGCUGGAUCCCCGUUGUGCGAGUAUGUGUUUAAGGGCGCUUACGACGACACGGCGCGGGAAUUCACGUGCUGUCCAUACGGUGUUGCGCCGGCCAGCGCUGCGAGCUGCCCGGUUCCUGGAGCCUGGCUACCUGUCAUGAAGCUUGGUUCAGACGGCGCCAGAGAAAUACACACGAUGAAGUGGGGUUUGGUUCCCUCCUUCACGCGGCUGGCUCCCGGAGAGCGACCCGACCACUACCGCAUGUUUAAUGCGCGCUGCGAGGGCCUGACCAGCAAGCCCGUGUUCAGUCGCCUGCUGUCUGGGAAGAGGUGUGUAGUGCUCCUGGACGGAUUUUACGAGUGGCACAGUCAGGGCGGUGGAGGCGGCGCCGCCAGUCGCAAACAACCGUACUACAUCACCACCGCGGACGAGCCGCAGCAGCCAGCCAUGUACAUGGCUGGACUGUACGACGUGUGCCACGACCCCGAUGGCGAGCCUCUUCACACCUUCACCAUCAUCACCACCGACAGCAGCGAACCCCUGACCUGGCUGCAUGACCGGAUGCCAGUCAUCUUGACCAACCCUGAGGAGAUCUCAGCGUGGCUCGGGGAGGAGGGCGAUGGUGGGCUCAAGUGCCUCGCCCAGGCCCCACAGAACCGUACGGCUCUGAAGACCGAACCGUCCGUCCGAAUCCUCAUGAAAUCGGAGUACGAACACCCCUUCAGCUCCGAACAACCCCACGCGAAAACAGAGGAGCCGCAGGAGGAGCAACGGGGAGAAGCAGGAGACAAGACGGGCAACGACGGUCGUGGUGGCGGUGGUGGUGCCAGGUCCUGCACGCCAUCGAGCGCUGGCAUGCGAACAUGUGCCAUCGCUGGCUCCGAAACCCAAAUGAUCUGUAAGCCGUACGGCGGACCGUUGCUGAGGUGGUUCCCAGUAACGCCCGAGAUGAGUAAACCCGGGUACGACAAGCCCGACUGCUGCAAGCACCCAUCGGUCUUCCCAAACUCGCACGCGGACUCACAUCCGCAUGGAAGGAGCAUUGCGGAGCCCGCAGGGCAUCCAAGUUGGAGCCAGGGCCUCGCCGCCGCCACACGUAUAGCCGGGGGCCCUUCCCCCGGUGGCAGCAUCCUUGACCAGCUGGGAAGAACCUCCAUCCCAAAUGAGGGCGCUCUCAGAGCCAUCCUCCAAGCCUUGGAGGCAAGACUGGACCAGGCAUCCCUUUCCCCGUCCAGUCGUACCACCUCAUUGGAUCUGAAAACUGCAGCUACGGCCGCCGCCGCCGCCGCAGCUACAGCCGCCGCAGCGAAAAGAUCGGCAGCAGCAGCAGCCGCAGGGAGCCUUCGGAGGAUGCCGAAGAGAGUGUCGGCUGAUGAUGGGGAGGGAACGGACAAGUUGCGGACGGAAGGUGGCGGGACACGAAGGCAUCCCAUGCGCGAAGUGGUGACGAUGCUGCGGUUUGGCGGGGCUGCCGACGUCGCGGGCGGCGGCGGUGGCGGCGGUGGAUGCAGCGACGUCUGGCCGGGCGCGGUGGCUCCCGCCGCAGGGAUGUCGCCCUGGGUUGGUGCGAUGUCGGUGCCGGCGGGGUGCUACCCGGCCGCCGGUGGUGGUGGUAUCGGCGGUGGCGGCGGUGAAGUUGGGGUUGGUGGUGGAGCCUGUUCGCAGCCUCCGCUCCAGACGCUGUUUGACCCGCAGGCUGGUUUAUCCCGGAGUGCUCUGGUGGCUCGGUUGAAAGAGGCGGAGGUGCAGCUGCACUUUACAUCAGUCGCCUUUGGCCGGUUCCUAGGUUCCUCCUCCUUCUCAUUAGAGCUCAUGGGUUAUCAAGGUAAACAGAAGGCACCGGAUGCUCUCAGGGGGGGGCGCUGCGAGUACCUGGCGGAGAGUGUUCGCGCGGGGAGGAGCGACCGCGGGGCGGCAGCUAGGCAGGCGGAAGCAGCGCGCAAGCUGACCGCACAACACGGUACGGCACGGGAGGAGCGGCGGCUGCUUCAGCGGCGAGCAGAGAACUUGUCCGUCUUCUUGAGGAAGGAGAAGGAGGCGCGGGAGGUGGUGGAUCGUGAGCUGGCCACAGAGAGGCAACGUAGCAGCUCCCUUGCCGUACAGCUGGCGGGGGCACACCAACAGAUGAAACACAUGCAGUCCCUGUACCGCCAACCGGGGGACCUCCUGGAUGAGGCCCGGCAGCAGUACCGCCACUUCCUGGAUGUGAAUAAGCAGGACCGCCUCCGCCGCAGCGGGUCGGCGCUGACGUCAGCCCGCCAGGAGGCCGCUGCGUGCCGGCUGGUCCGUGACAGGGCGGAGGUGGCGGUGGCGGGCAUGAGGCGGCUGGUGGAGGAGAUGUACACGUCCAGGGCGUCAGGGCAGCUGGAGCAGGCGCUCCAGGUUCUGCCUGCGGGGCUGGCGGCUAUCCUGGCGGCCGCUGGCGGCGGCGGCGGCGGCGGCGAUGGGCGCCAAAGGACCGGCAGUGUGGAUGCGAAGAAAGGAAGAUUGCAGGCAGGAGAUCGCGACGAUGACAAACGCGUGCGGGGCGAGACGCCGGCGGGUUUCCGGCGGGUGUGUCGCCGGCUGCAGGCGCACGCGGCGCUGAUGGUCGACGCCGCUACUCGGGUCGGCGGCGGCGCCGCCAGCACCCGGACAGGUCGGUACCGCGCGCAGAUCUUGUCUUCGUCUACGUCGCCGUGCGUCAGUAGCAGCUGCGGCGGCCGCGGCGGUGGCGGCGGCGGCGGUGGCGGCUCCGUCAACAGCCCUACGGGCUCCACCAUCUCCGCCGCGACGACCCCACUAAGCAGCAGCAGCGGAGGUGGAUGUACCAGUGGCAGCGGUAGCGGCGCCUCCGCCUGGGCGAACAUGGUCCUAGUCGCCGGUAGAAGGCGACGAUCGUCUGCGGGCGGUGCACCAGCCGGCGGCGGUGGCGGCGGCUGCGGAGGCCGCGGGGACGCUCCCGGCCGCGUCCCCCUGGGGAGAAUCAGCCGGGGCAACGGCAUUGAGGAUGGAGGAAGCGGCUCAGGUAGAACUGGGCUUGACUCGAGUGACAGUGAAAGCGAUGACAGCAGCGGCGGCGCCACAGUUCCUCUAGCGCUGGGGGGACAUAACAUGCAGCAGAAGGGCCGACCCCGCCGUCUACGGGGACGCGUUCUCAGCGGUGGCGGUGGCGGGGCCUUCGCCGCAGCUACGAUCACCACUGGUGCCGCCCGAACCGUCGCAUUUGACCUCUCGCCCACACCAACACCGGCUGCUGGUGCUCCUGAUGGUGGUGUUGGUGGUGGUGUUGGUGGUGCGCAGCGGCAGCGUUCUCGUUCGCGGCCGCCGCAGCGGCCUGGCAGCGGCACCGACACGGACGACACUGCGCCGUCCGACUUCGGCUUCACUCCGCGGCCCGACGAGCGCGGGCGCGAUGACGUCACCAUUGGGAAGGGCGCUGCGGAGGGAGGUGGCGGCGGUGGCAACGGUGGCGGUCGGGUGCAUCGGGUAGCGGGGGGCGGAAGCAGUCACUUCGCUGUUGGAGUCAGAGACCUGGAGCGGCUGCGUAUCGCCCUCCUAGGUGCAGCCGCCUCCGCUGCGCCAUCGGGCCUGACCGGGGAUGGGGGGCAGCGGGCGGCGGUAGCGGCGGCAGUUUCACCGCCGCAGCUGUCGGUGGCGCCGUCGCUGGCAUCGCCGCCAGCACAAGGGCACGCGCCCAUCAGCCGCGGCGGCGCCGGGGAGGCACACAGCGGUGUCGUACGGGGACUCAAAGCUGCAGCUGCGGUGGCGACGGUUGCUGCAUCCCGCGAGGAGUAUAACGACGACGAUGACGAUGACGAGGAUGAGGAUGAGGAUGAGGACGGUGUAGUCAGCAUCGCCGGGCAAUCUGCUCGCGUUGGAGUUGGCGUUGGCGUUGGCGGUGUUGGAAGCACCGGGGAGGCGGAAUGGGGUCGCGACGCGGAGGGUGACGGGAGCAGCGGCGACGACGAAGGGGCCCGGGGUCACCGCCGCGGCGGCGGCGACCCAGGCUAUGUGUACGGCGGCAAGCAUUCACCUGGUCCUUCUUCCUCCGUCGGCACCACCGCGGCCACCCCCGCUGGUCCUGCCGUGUUCGAAAAGGCGGCCUCGGGCCAAGCUACGGCAGUUGCAGCUGCGGCGGCGGCGGCAGCAAAAGGCGGCUCCCGUCUGCGUGCUGCCGCGGGUAGUGGAGACCAGGACCCGAAUCUGGAUCUGGAUCUCGAUUUGGAUCUGGGUUUCGGAUGGAGGCCGUCGUGGGAUCCGGAUCCGUCUCACAGAAAGCUCCCACCGCUAACGUCACUGCCACUCCUGCCGCUGCCGCCGCCGCUGCCGGCAGUGCUGGUGUUAGUGGUGCCGUACCUGCGACAGGGCGGCCCCACCGGACAGUCAUUCGCACCGGAGGCCGCCGCGUAUCCGUGGAUGCAGGGUCGCCCUGCUGCUGCUGCGGCGGCGGCGGCGGCGACGGGGAUGGCGCCAGAAGAGCCGCCGCACCGCCAGCCCUCUGCGGCUCGCGGCCGCCGACGGCCCGACUCGGUAGCCGCAGCUGCGGCGGCGAUUGUGGCUUCGGCGGCGGCGGCGCUGGGUCCAGAGAGCCGUCGGGCCGCUCUGCGGCGCUGGUCCGCCAGGAUUACCGGUACGGCAGUGCCGGCCAGCCCGCAUAGGAGCGCAAGCACGGGUUAUUAUGCUCUGCCACAACUGGCGGCGGCGGCGACGGCGGCGGCGGCGGCGGCAGGAAGAGCGGCGGCAGGUUUGGGGACCAACAGCAAGAACGGCCGGCUGCAUGCGUUGGACGGGGAAUCGGUGCUAGCUCUGAUCCAGUGUAUCUGGAUUCCGGCACCCAAUCACAAAGCGCAAACUGGAAACGUGAAUAGCAACGACGGAACCCCACGGGUCUGGCGCAGCUGCCGAGGAAAGCCUGCGGCGCUGCUCAGGCUUCUAGGCCUCUCCAAACCCCCACUACCUGCCAGCCUGCUUGCUUCGCGCCAAGGCCGUACUGAUCCUCCACUGCACGCCGAAUUGUCCGCGCAGCCGUUGCCGUCCCCAAACCCGCCAACGAGCGAUUCCCCGAGCCUCCUCCGCCACUGUCACUCCUUUGACCAGCGCUCCUCAGCCCGCUCCACCGCCCCCGUCGUCGCCGCCGCCGACCCACAUGAGGUCCUCCUGCCGUACGGAACCUCGCAGCACUGGGCCAUCGUACAAUGCUUGAGUGGCCAACGCCAUCCGACACCACCAGCCCUGCCGGCAUUGGCCCACGGCAGGCUGGUCGACGGCGCUAUGUACCUGCAAACCCAGGGCCAAGGUUAUGUCGCAGCCUCAGCGCCGUCGCCUGGGGGCAUGUGUUGGAGCGGCUACCCUCCCAUAUAUUCAACGAUGUAUGUGGACCAGGAAGGGACAGAGUGCCUGGAGCAGUGUCGGAGCAAUAACAACUCCAAGGUUCUCGGCUCUGGCGGAAGCUGCGCUAGUCCCAUGCUGGCGACGGCGGCGGCGGCGGCAGCGACUGCAGCGGCGGCGACGGCGGGGAUAGCUCGAGGGGGGGACCGUGAACGUGAUCGGCCUGAAGGGGGUGUUGCGGGUGGGCCAGGGCUGAGCAGCGGUAGCCGGGGCGCUGAAGCCUAUCGGCCGGCACCGGCGCUGCGCGAUCGGCUUGUCCAGAACCAGCAUCAGCACCAGCAACAAUAUCAACACCACCAACAUUAUCAUCAGCAGCAGCAAUCAGGUCACCAGUACUCCCCGCAGCAGCAGCAGCAGCAGCAGCUCAGGACCGAGCAUGACUCCGCCGUUAAGUGCCACUGCACCGCUGGGACGGGCCUCCCAUGCUGGGACUCCGACCCGGAAGUCGAACGGCUUGACCGUCGCGCCUACUCGGCUUCGGCUAGAAUGUACGGAAAGGAGCAGGCAUUCCUCCGAACGUACGGCAGUAUUGGCAUCAGCGGCAGCUGUUGCUGCGGCGGCGAUGGCAGUAUUGCAGCCUUUGACGGCGCCAUGAGCGGCAGCAGCGGGACCGCCUCGUACACCGCGGUACGGCCUCUAGGACAGCCGCACCACGGCGGACACUGGCUGCAGCAGCAGCAGCAGCUUCCCGUACUGCAGCUUCCCGUACAACAACAACAACAACAGCAGCAGCAGGAGGGGUCCCAGGAAGCGUUACAGAUGACGAGGGUGGUGGAGCGGCUGGAUGCGGGCGGACGGCUGACCUGUGGGCCAGCAGCCGCACUGACCCACGGGUCAUCAGAUUCAGGGCCCGGAUGGCUGCCGGGCGGCGGCGCAGCGCCGCAGCCGGCGCAGCCAAUGCGGAUGCGCCUGGUGCGGCAGCGCAGCGUGGGUCUCACCCGCAAGAGGGUAAUCGUGUAG